Liolophura sinensis is the source of this 2511-nucleotide messenger RNA. Its product is annotated as pseudouridylate synthase TRUB2, mitochondrial-like. NCBI's taxonomy places the organism in Eukaryota, Metazoa, Mollusca, Polyplacophora, Chitonida, Chitonidae. The record is from RefSeq and is a predicted model, not a curated record. Gene Ontology annotation, biological process: pseudouridine synthesis; RNA processing. Gene Ontology annotation, molecular function: pseudouridine synthase activity; RNA binding.
UCAGAAUUGUUGAUGUGGUAGGCGUCUGUAGAGAAGAUCAGCAGGAUGAAGUUUGACUGGGCUCCUCAGGCUUACCGAGCACUGAAUGGGGUUUUCUGUGUUCAGAAGCCGACAGGUGUUCACAUUGCACAGGUCCUGGAAGUCUUAAAGUUCAAACUGACUCAGGAUUUGAAUAAACUUCCAUGCUAUAAGUAUGAGAGAAAAAUGGCAAGAGUGUCAAGCAACGCGAUCCGUGAUAGUGAUACCAUCCUCCCCGUGCCGACAGACGUGCCUGCUGAAAUGCAUGACCUGUCAGAUCAUCGGCUAGUCUUAGGUUCGCGUUACAUCCCCUCGGACAUUCGGCUAUUCGCUGUUCCCAGCCGUCUUUCUAAGCACUCGUCUGGAGUCCAGAUUUUAGGCCUCGGCAAAGGAAUUCGGGAUGCCAAUAUGAUUAGAGACUGUCGAUAUAUUCGUGUGUACCACGUGACAGGCCAGUUUGGAAUGGCCACAGGGAAUUUCACAACGCAUGGAAAAAUCAUUGAAAGAACAUCGUACCACCAUAUCAAGAAGGCCAUGGUAGAUAAGAUUUGUGCAUCUACUCAAGCCAACCACUCGAGGCUCGCGUUUGAUUUCGCAAGGGUAGAUCGUCAAAGCCAGGAUGCUUACGAGAUGGUCAAGGGGAUAAUACGUCCCACCACAGGUCUAACUCCACCGCUGGUUUAUGGUGUGAAAUGCAUCGACUUCAACCUUCCUCAUUUCACCCUGGAAAUUCAUUCUAUUAACGAAAAUGCAGCAUACUUCAAGAAUCUCAUCCAUGAAAUCGGACUGAGCGUUCGAUCCACGGCAGUGUGUUCAAAAAUCUUAAGACUUCGUUACGGGCAUUUUACACUGACACACGCAUUGUUACGGAAACACUGGACUCUGGAGCAUAUACUAGAAAACAUUCAGUUUUGUCGUAGUAACCUAGAAUUUGACAAAUUGUUACCAGGCCAGUUUGUCACCGAUGACAGGAAAUACUUGCCUGAGGAAAAGCAGUCCCCAGAUAUGCGCCUGGAGAAUGGUGAAAUAGCAUCAAGCUCUUGAUAUUCAAAGUUUUGAUGGUCACAUAUGUUAAAAUAAAGUAAACUUUUGUGUAAUUAAUCCAGUGUGGAUAUACUGAUACGUAUUGAUAUUGUAUGAAUUGCCUUUCCUAGCCUGGAAAGGAGUCCUUAGAGUGCAUGUACGUGUAAUGUGCCUCUUUGUUGCAGGACGGAUUUCCACCGCUCUUUUAUCUUGUGCUGCUUCACUGCGACGACUUACCGAAGGCAAGAAAGCGCCCCACCCGAGCCAUUAUACUGAUAAGGGUCGAGUCAUUGCACUAUCCCCUUAACGCUCAAUGCCAAGCAAGGAAGCCAAACUUUCUCUUUUAAGGGCUUAGGUGUGUCCCGAUCCAGGGUCAGGGUGUGUCCCGAUCUGAUCUACCGACCCGAAGCAGAUGCCCUAUAAACUUUUGAUGCCAACACUUAAGUUUUUUAUUGUAAGAAAUUAUUCAAACUUCACAAGGAAUUCUUUUAAGUGGUCUUAUAAGAUUUAUGAAUCAGUCAGAAUCAAGCGAAAUGAGUCACUUGAAAAAUGCAAAUUUUCAGGCGAAAUACAGUAAUUGCCUUGUAGAUGUAUUUUGUAUAAUGUGCACUUAAUGACAGCCUAUCUGACGAGACGUGCUGUACUUGUCUACGUGAAGUGAAUGCUGGGACAUUGAUCCAAGCGCAUCAAGAUGAUCACAGCUGAUACUUCUGUAUGGAAAAACGAUAGUAACUAGUACAAGCCGUGCACUUACAACGUAUACCUCAGUCGCAAAAUAUCGAUAUUAAAGGGAGUGAGCAGGUCUUGACUUACAUGUACCUGACUAGCCUUAAAUGUUCGCAUGUAUGAAUGUAAAAAUUAUUUGACUGUUGCCUAAGCAAGAAAUUUUCGCUCAUAAGAAGGAAGUCAAGUUUUGUGAUUGAAGCACAUAUGUUUGUAUGCUUUGGCUUUUAUGUGGUACUUGCAACUGUGUACUGGUUCUUCUAGCAGUGCGAGUCCAUGCAGCCACUGAAGUAUCAUGCCACAGACACCAGACAUGACACCCCACCCAGUCACAUUAUACUGACACUGACCCAACCAGUCCUCACUCUUAUCAUCUCAGAGCUGAACACCAAACUAGCCUGAAACAAGUACCAUGUUUGAAGUCUGGUAUGACCCAAACCGGAAAAGAUCCUGGGUCUCCCAGGACUUUUGUAGCGGUCGCUCAAGGCCAUCAAAACAGUCAGACUAAGAAAUGACCACUUGGAAAUGUCAUAUUGGUGCAGGGUAUGUGGUCUUUUUCCAUAUUGCACAAAAUGCCCUACAAGUUGUUGGCCAGUGAUUGUCACCAAGGCCUCAUAAACAAUGAGUAUGUGCAAAUCUACAAACUCCCUGUCAAAUUGAACCUAUACUUUGUGAGCGUAGUUUUAAAUCCCUGACGGGCUCCUUGUAAAUGCAUUUUUCAUAGACAUGAAAUGUCUUAAAAUAAAA